Gopherus evgoodei (Goodes thornscrub tortoise) is the source of this 1483-nucleotide messenger RNA. RefSeq names its product EF-hand calcium binding domain 11 (gene EFCAB11). The transcript has 7 exons. Lineage: Eukaryota; Metazoa; Chordata; Testudines; Testudinidae. Gene Ontology annotation, molecular function: calcium ion binding. The record is from RefSeq and is a predicted model, not a curated record. The coding region runs from base 127 to 831 and encodes 234 amino acids.
UCCUCAGCCAAUGGCGUCUUCCCCGCGCUCCGCACCAAUAGCAGGCGGCGUUGUGGUUGCCCCGCGGAAGUUAAGCGAGGCGGGCGCGUUGCUAUAACCGAGAAGAGGGGUGAGGGCAGCCGGGUCAUGUGCGCAGCCCCCAGCCGAGCGGGCAGGGAGCGCUACGUGCGGGUUUUUGAAGCAUGUGAUGAAGAUAAAAAAGGAUAUUUAAGCAGAGAGGACUUCAAGGUCGCUGUAGUGAUGCUAUUUGGUUACAAACCCUCAAAGGAGCUGGACGCCAUCCUCAGCAGUGACCCCACCACUAAGAGCCCCGUGGAUACUUUGGGGAUGGGGUGGCAGGAGGAUGGAGACAGUGGCCAGUGGAGUUGGAGAAUGACAGAUGACAGUCAUCCAGUAGUGUGCCAGUCCAGAACCUCUUCUCUACUCCAGAGGGUUCAUGCCAGUCCCAGCACUUUGGCUUUGGCAUGUGUGAUGCAGGAGAGGGGAGAUCUGGUGGAGGUGGAUUCAGUAAUGGCCUUGGUGCAACAAAAAAAUUCAGGUGUAUUACUUGAAGAAUUUUUAAAACUUAUGAGUACAAAGAAGGCUGCACAACUACACCAUAGUGAAAUAAGGCAGAUAUUCACAGCUUUUGACAUGCAGUAUAGAGGAUUUUUGACUUUGGAAGAUUUCAAAAGAGCCUUCAAUUCCAUUGCUCCAAAGUUACCUGAAAGGAUCAUAGUUGAAGCUUUCAGGGAAGUCGAUCAGGAUUCUGAUGGUCAUGUCAGCUUCAAAGAAUUUGAAUCUGCAAUGAACUACGGACAAAAUGAAGUAUCACAACUGCACUUUGCCUAAAGUGUAUUCUCUGGUGAAAAGAUAAGAUAUUUAAAAAUCAAUGAAACUUCAAUAGUUUCAGCUAGCACUCUUACUAUAAAUGCAGCUCUGAAGAACUGCUUUUGAAGCUCUACAGUUGUGAGUUAGGGUGUAUUCAUUUACGUGUGUGUGUGUGUGUGUGUGUGUGUGUGUGUGUGUGUGUGUGUGUGUGUGUGUGUGUGUGUGUGUGUGUGUAAUACUGAAAAUAUUUGAAAUCUAAGUUGAUCCACAAUUUAUGCUUUGUGGGAACUUCAAUUAUGUACUUUUUCUGUUUGGCUAAAUAGAUGAAAAGAGAGGGACUGGUUUCAAGGUACUUAGUAUUUUAUUAAUUGACUUUUUCAGCAGUAUUUCACUAACGAGCCAAAAUGUCUGAGAUACCUUUAUAGAGAGGCUACCUGGAACUGAAUAGAUUAAACCUUAUGCGGAUGAUAGAAUUUUUUUUUAAACCAUCAGUACAUUCAUUUUCCAUAUAAACACCUUGUCCUUUUUCUUAUACUAUCACACAUUGUUUCAAUUGCAAUAUCAUUUAUUGAUUGGACAACUCUGUGAUUUAAUUCCAAAGCAUUGCACUGUUAAAAAAAAUUAAGAAUUGGAUAAUAUGAAGUGUUUAUUAAUAAUAAUAAUAAUAAUAAAA